Sclerotinia borealis F-4128 is the source of this 1215-nucleotide messenger RNA. NCBI's taxonomy places the organism in Eukaryota, Fungi, Ascomycota, Leotiomycetes, Helotiales, Sclerotiniaceae. The record is from the annotation of a GenBank genome assembly.
AUGAUCGAAUUAAAUGAUUUGGUGGAUGAAAGAGCCUUUGGUCAUGAUCUUGAAUCCCUACAAGCAGCAAAUGAAUAUCUUGAACGAUUACUCUUCGCGACCGCCAGAAAACAUAAUCAAGUAUGGGAAGAAUUAGAAAGCAUGAAAGAGGCUACUGGUAUUUACGACAAACCAUUACCAUUUCUAUCAUUCCCUCGCGAAGUUCGCGAUCAAAUAUAUUCAUAUGCACUCCAAGCACCGCGCGAAGCAUUCGUAGGAGUUCGACAUAUCAGAAUGCUUUCCUGCGAUACAUUUCCCGAUUCCACACAUUAUCCAUUCAAACCACCCACGCCGGCUUUACUCUUGGCCAAUAAACAAAUAUACGAAGAAUCUGUACAAGUACUAUACUCAUGCAACAAUUUCUCCUUCCACAAACCGCGGGAACUGUUCGAUUUUCAAAGUUCAAUCGGCGUGUACCUUUGUUCCCUGGUUAGACAAAUGAAAAUAUCCGUCGUGUUCGAGGAUGAAUCUAUGCAUGUUCCAUCGGAAUACGUCGCACCAUGUGAUUACGAAAAUAUCCCAUCGCAUUGGGCGAAAGCGUUAAUGGAAUCAAGACUCAUGAAUAAUAUUGUCGGAAUGCAAAUUGAUGCGAAUACUGGGUCACAUGAAUUGCGUUUGAUGACCAUGCCUCCAGCAUUAUAUCGCGCGAUUCUCGCAACUUUUUCUCGGAAUCGAAAGGCGAAUAUGGAACCGGAAUUGAUAUUGAAAGGAUUCCAAACGCAGGAAGUAGAGAAAUUUCCAAAGACGUGGAAGUUGUCGACGGAGCAAUGGUUGGAGGUGGAAUGGGCUACUAAUGAUCAAGAAGUGGAUGAAUCAGAACCAUUCUGGAAUUCUUCCGACAUGGAUCCUGCCGAAACACAUAGUUCAUGCGGAGAUGGAGAAAGAGAAGAAGAGGGCGAAGCAUCUCUAUCUUCAUCAGGAGAAUCUUUAGGUGGUUCAUCAUCAUAUCUCGGGGGAUCGGCUUCGAGUACAGGAAAAGGAAAUGUCCCGACAUUAUUCAACGAACUUGGCGAAUUAAUGGGCUCGGAUUGUUCGGAUUCGGAUGAGGGUUCCGAGGUAGGCUCGGAGGAUUCUUUUCAUACCGCUGCGCCGUGGAAUGAUGUUAAGGAGGUAUUGUUGCAGUUUCGAAGUUUUCAGGAGGCGGGUCAGCGACAAGUUGGGCUUUUGGGGUUUUGA